AUAAUUCAGAAUAUUAUGAAGCAAUUUGUAAAGUAUGCGAUAAAAAAUUUUCACCUAGAAAACCAUCACAAAUAGAAAAAUAUAUAAUUAGUAAAUGUACAAAAGUUUCUGAAAUAAUAAAAGAAGCA
Molecule: messenger RNA, 128 nt
Organism: Racocetra fulgida
Lineage: Eukaryota; Fungi; Glomeromycota; Glomeromycetes; Diversisporales; Gigasporaceae
Source: the annotation of a GenBank genome assembly